Alligator mississippiensis (American alligator) is the source of this 6787-nucleotide messenger RNA. RefSeq names its product WD repeat domain 17 (gene WDR17). The record is from RefSeq and is a predicted model, not a curated record. Bases 23 to 4015 code for a protein of 1330 amino acids. The transcript has 30 exons. Lineage: Eukaryota; Metazoa; Chordata; Crocodylia; Alligatoridae. Gene Ontology annotation, molecular function: protein binding.
CCACUAUACCCACUAUCUGUGGAUGUGGUAUCCCCAUGCUUUUGGGCUGGUUAAUGUUGGUGUUGGUAUGGACUCAUCCUUGCAUCAAGAGCACAGGGACUUGGCCCUCGCAUAUGUGCUCAAGAAAAGUGUCCAGGCAAAGAUGUCCCAGGUUAAGCAAGUGGGUCUUUUAGCUGCUGGAUGUCAGCCAUGGAACAAAGAUGUGUGUGCUGCUAGUGGGGAUAGAUUUGCCUACUGUGCCACCCUUGCAAUUUAUGUUUACCAGAUGGAUCACAGAUACAAUGAAUUCAAGCUCCGGGCAAUUAUGUCUGAGCAUAAGAAGACAAUCACAGCCAUAUCUUGGUGUCCCCAUAACCCUGAUGUAUUUGCAAGUGCCAGUGCAGAUAACCUAGUGAUCAUUUGGAAUGUAGCUGAACAAAAAGCUGUUGCAAAACUGGACAAUACAAAAGGAGUUCCUGCUUCGCUUAGCUGGUGCUGGAAUGCAGAUGAUGCAGUUGCAUUUGUCUCCCAUAGAGGCCCAUUGUAUAUUUGGACUAUCUCAGGACCUGACAGUGGGGUAACUGUACAUAAAGAAGCACAUAGCUUUCUUUCGGACAUCUGUCUAUUUAGGUGGCACCCAAAGAAGAAAGGUAAAGCAGUAUUUGGACACACUGAUGGAAGUCUUUCUAUAUUUCAACCAGGUUCUAAGAGUCAGAAACAUGUCCUAAGACCAGAGUCUCUUGAAGGAACAGAUGAAGAGGACCCAGUUACAGCCUUGGAAUGGGACCCUCUGUCGACCGACUACCUUCUUGUUGCUAAUUUACAUAAUGGCAUUCGACUUGUAGAUUCUGAAUCUCUCUCCUGUAUCACUACAUUUAAUUUCCCUAGUGCAGCAGCAUCAGUUCAGUGCUUAGCCUGGGUUCCUAGUGCACCUGGAAUGUUUAUAACUGGAGAUUCUCAGGUCGGUGUAUUACGUAUUUGGAAUGUAUCGCGUACAACACCUAUAGACAAUUUUAAGCUGAAGAAAACAGGGUUCCAUGGGUUACAUGUGCUCAGUUCUCCUCCAAAAAAAAAGUCAUUUUCAUCACAUUCUCCUACUAAAAAUCAUCAUACAUCAUCUACCAGUGAAGCUGUUCCACCCCCAACCCUAACCCCAAAUCAAGCAUUUUCUCUUCCUCCUGGCCAUGCUGUUUGCUGUUUCAUGGAUGGUGGAGUAGGGCUUUAUGACAUGGGAGCCAAGAAAUGGGAUUUCCUUAGAGAUUUGGGACAUGUUGAGACAAUCUUUGACUGCAAAUUCAAACCUGAUAAUCCUGACCUUCUAGCCACAGCGUCCUUUGAUGGGACAAUAAAAGUAUGGGAUAUCAACACUUUAACAGCAGUUUACACCUCUCCUGGUAAUGAAGGAGUCAUUUAUUCCCUUUCAUGGGCUCCAGGGGAUUUGAAUUGCAUAGCUGGUGCAACAUCCAGAAAUGGUGGUUUUAUCUGGGAUGUUCCAAAAGGGAAAAUGAUAACCCGGUUCAGUGAGCAUGGAAAGAAUGGAAUCUUCUGCAUUGCCUGGAGUCAUAAAGAUUCCAAAAGAAUAGCGACCUGCAGUGGUGAUGGAUAUUGUAUUAUUCGAACCAUUGAUGGCAGAGUUCUUCACAAGUACAAACAUCCAGCUGCAGUUUUUGGCUGUGAUUGGAGUCAAAACAAUAAAGAUAUGAUAGCUACUGGCUGUGAAGAUAAAAAUGUUCGUGUUUAUUACCUAGCAACCAGCUCUGAUCAACCACUAAAGGUUUUUAGUGGGCAUACUGCAAAAGUGUUUCAUGUACGGUGGUCUCCUUUAAGAGAAGGAAUCCUCUGCAGUGGCUCUGAUGAUGGUACUGUUCGAAUAUGGGAUUAUACACAAGAUGCUUGUAUAAAUGUCCUUAGUGGACAUACAGCACCCGUACGGGGACUGAUGUGGAAUACUGAAAUCCCUUAUCUGCUAAUAUCAGGCAGCUGGGACUAUACAAUUCGUGUGUGGGACACAAGAGAUGGAACCUGUUUGGACACCGUUUAUGAUCAUGGGGCAGAUGUAUAUGGAUUAACUUGUCAUCCAAGCCGUCCGUUCACCAUGGCAUCUUGCUCUCGGGACUCCACUGUGAGACUUUGGUCUUUAACACCUCUAAUAAAUCCUCUCCAAAUAAACAUCCUAGCGGAUAGAUCUUGGGACGAAAUUAUUGGAAAUACUGAUCGUGCUGUGGAAGCAGGUGCUCCUCCUUUGCUCUGUGGUAAGGUGUCCAGAGAUAUUAAACAAGAAGUAGACAAACUGAGUGGUAAUACUCGAGGGAAAAAACUACAGUGGUUUUCAGAAUGUUUGUCGCCUCCAGGAGGCAGCAAAAAUUUGUGGGACCUAGUUGCUGUAAUAAAAGGACAGGAUGAUAGUUUGCUUCCACAAAACUACUGCAAAGGGAUUAUGCAUAUGAAACAUCUGGUCAGAUUUAAAAUGUCCAAAGCACAAGAACUAACAACUGUAAAGAUGUCCAAAUUCGGAGGUGGUAUUGGUGCACCGAGCAAGGACGAGAGACUGAAGGAAGCAGCAGAAAUACAUUUAAGAUUAGGGCAAAUUCAGAGAUACUGUGAACUUAUGGUGGAACUUGGAGAGUGGGACAAAGCACUCUCAGUUGCACCAGGUGUGUCUAUGAAAUACUGGAAGAAGCUAAUGCAAAGGAGAUCUGACCAGUUAAUUCAGGAAGAAAAUGAUGAUGUCAUCCCAUACUGCAUAGCUACUGGCGACGUGAAGAAACUAGUCACUUUUUUUACUUCAAGAGGCCAACUUAAAGAGGCUCUGCUUGUUGCACAGGCAGCUUGUGAGGCAAAUAUGCCUACCCCACAGCUCUCAACAUCAAAUGGAUCUUUUAAUCAUGAUGGAAACAAUAUGGAAGACUACAAUGAGCUCCUACACAAAGUCAGUAAAGAACUGGCAGAGUGGUAUUUCCAGGAUGGCCGUGCAGUGCUUGCAGCAUGUUGCCAUUUAGCUGUUGAAAAUAUUGAGCUUGCCAUGGCACACCUGAUUCGUGGAAAUGAGCUGGAGUUGGCAGUCAGUGUGGGUACUGUCUUAGGAGAAAGUGCAGCGCAAGCAACACAUUAUGCUCUAGAAUUACUAGCAAGAAAAUGUAUGACAGUAACAACAUGCUUUCCAUCACUUGGAUACAGGGAUUUGGCAGCAGAUCUUCUCAUGAUGACACCCAAUAAUGAACUGCAGUUGGUAAAACUCUGUGCUUUCUAUCCUGGGUGUGUGGCAGAGAUAAAUGACCUACAUGAAAAGUGUAAUCUACCAGGUGUAGAAGAAUGUUUGCAGUUGGCAGAGACAGCUGAGGCAACUGGAGAUUUAUUUGCAACCAUAAAGUAUUAUUUGCUAAGUACAGAACCAGAAAAAGCCCUUCCUAUUGGCAUUCAGUAUGUUAAAGAACAAAUUAGUAGCUCAGAUUGGACUUUGGAUUCAGUAUGCCCAUACCUUGAUCUUCUAAGCUAUAUACGCACAGAACGAUUGGUGCUGCAUAAAUGUAGUGAAUUUCGGAAUGAGCUGCUGAUACUGUGUGGUUACAUUGGUGCUUUACUUGCUAUAAGGAGACAGUACAAUAGCAUUGUACCUGCACUUUAUGAAUAUACAAGUCAGCUUCUAAAACGACGGGAGGUAUCUGUACCCCUGAAAAUUGAAUGGCUAUCUGAUGAACUAGAUGCAUGGAGAGCUUGUACACAGUUAGUCAAAUCUACCGAUGAAUCACCAUAUACCCCUCCAUCAGAUUCCCAGAGAAUGAUUUAUUCAACACUUGUAUCACGAAUGCAAGAGGAGCCUCUGAAAGGACUGAUUGGACCGGAUUAUGUUACUGGAUCUAAUCUUCCUAGUCACUCAGAUGUUCACAUCUCUUGUUUAACAGGAUUAAGGAUACAGGGGCCUGUGUUUUUCCUUGAAGAUGGAAAAUCAGUUAUUUCUCUGAAUGAUGCUUUGAUGUGGGCCAAAGUGAAUGCCUUCUCACCAUUAGGAACAGGAAUACGGCUCAACCCAUUCUAAGACUGUUUUCAUUGUAAUCUCUAGUGAUUGAAAUGAGCAACAUCCUGAAGAUUAAUAUUAAUUUUAAUCUUGAUCAUCAGGGACAGAAAGAUGGCAGUUCCUUCCUCCUGAAGGACAGUUACUUGAAUUUUACAAAUUGUAAAAAAGAAAAUGAAAAGGUUUUUUUUUUUUAAUAUCUCUCUCUCUAUAUAUAUCUAUAUAUAAAGUUAUUUGAUAAUCCAAAGAAGAAAAGUUAUUUGAUAAUCCAAAGAAAAAAAAGUCCUAAUUUACGCAAUUGAUAGCCAUGGGGGUUUUUUUUAGAAAGAUGUGUACUGUUGUCAGACAACACAAACAUAGUUCAGUAACUCGUAUGCGAACAAAUAACUUGUAAAGCAAGUAAACAACUGUCUACAUUAUCAACAUAUGAGGUAGCUAAAACUGUGAAAUUCAUAAAAUGUGUUUGUAAAUAUAUCAUUAUACAAAUGAUUUAUGCUUUUAUGGAUAGUUACUGUAAUGCAUCUAUUUUUAGAAUGACCAAAAAUCUAUGUCUAACUUUCAUUCAUCCUGUUUCCCCUUUUAUCUUUUUACAGUAAAAUGUGAUUCUCAAGUGAAAGUGUAAAUUAAAUGAGUUCAAAGCCAAAAAACUCAGAUUUUUAAUUAAGACAUAUUUCCAUGGAUUAAAUAUUUAGCUUUACCAGUAAUAAAGAAAAGUCAAAUAUAGCAGCACUGUUUGUUAUGUUUUGAUGAAUACCUUGAUUAGGGUAAAUCAAUAUAUUUUCUAGUAAGAUCAUCUUUGGCAACUUCCCCUAUUAUAUUUGAAUGAGAUAAAAAUGCAUUUAUGAACCUUUUAAAAUCAAGGUUGUAAAUACUGAACCAGCAUAUUUAAUGAAGAAUUACUGAAAUCCAUUAUGUAUAUUAAUAACAUUUUGUUCUUUUGGAUUUUGUAUAGGCUGUAAAAAGCAUAUGGUACGAAGGACCUGAUACUCAGGCAUCGCUUUAUUUAGUUACAGUUGGUUAGUCAAGACUUAUGAUCUGUGCCCAAAUUAAACUAAAUAUGAUGGCAGUAGAAUCUGAGUAGUAGUGAAAUUGUAAAAAGUUGUGUGUAACAUCAAACAUUGCCAUGAGGAAAAAAAAGUCCUAUAUUCUUAGCCAGAAGUACUUUUCCAUAAAGUAGCAUUAGAGAUCCUUUGGGUCUAGUGCCUAGUCAGUAUGUUGAUAGCACAGUGAAAAGAACAUACCUUACCUGUUCUAAUUAUCUCCUCUUGUUAAAAUAGUGCUAGCUAUUGUAUAAUGAAAGAUCAGUAAAUGGCUGAACAAUUUUUAAAGAAUCAUUCCAAAAUAAAAAAUAACACAAUAUUUAAAACUCACAAAGAUGGCAUUUUUAAGUACCCUUUAUCUACUUGCAGCCUUGCAAAACUUAAUAGAAUAUAAUCAAUCCUCAAAAUACCUUAGUGCAGAGAGUGGCAACCUGUGAUUUGUGAGCUGCAUCCAACCUGCAGAGCUAUUUGAUCCAGCCUGUGCUGCCACAGGGAGAAGUGGCACAAGCUAGAUCCUAGUGCCCGUUCAUCUCUGACUCAAACAGUCAUUUGGCUUGCAUCCUAAAAAGGUUGCCAACCACUGCCUUAAUGAAGUAAUAGUCUCUUUUGAGGCAGAGUGGCUGAGUGAUCUGCCCAAGGCCAGAGAGAAAGUAAAUAAAAACCAAACAAACAAACUGGUAACUCAGGAAAUCCUGGCUCCCAAUGCGUAUAUUAUAGUCCAUGUCUUAUUCGUUAUGUUGGUAAAAUUAUUUUCAAAAUUGUUAAACGUGUAUUCAUAGUUUAUUCUACCAAGAAAUUAGAAAACUUAAUUUUUACAGGAAUUUUUGCUGUCUCAAAGACAAAAUAUGAGUUCUGUUUUGUAUGUCAGCAGUGUACACCAUACAUCUUUCACACACACUUAUCUGUGUAUUGGAAUUAAAUGCUUUACUUUAUUGCAUCCAUUAUUUAGCCAUUGUUUCUCUUUUAUAUAUUUAAUUCUGUGUGUAAUUUGCAGAAUGUUGCAAUUCAGGAAAAAAAAAAGGCUCCAUAAUACUAGUUUGUGGAAGAAUUCUAGCUUCUUCAGCUUCAAAUGUCUGAUGGGUUAUUCUUGUCUAAUGAACGAUAAAUAAUGCUCUUGUUUUAUGGGAUUUGUGUAGCAUUUGUAUAUGUGGAAAAGUAAUAUAGGUACUUAUGAGACUGCAGGGAGGAGUGACAGGAAAUUAUUAUUAAGCUCAAUAUUUAUUUGCCUGAGUUUGGAUCUAAAAGACUGACUCAGCUGUCAUCCUGCUCUUCUUUAAAUCUCUUGUAGUGUCCUAGAGACUGAUACUGAAAUUUCAAGAUAUAAACAUAUUGCUGCAUAAAUGUGUGGAAGUUGUGCCUUAAUAUGGAACCUGAAAUAAAUCUACCCUCUUUAAAUUACACAUUGAGGAGGGUAAAUUAUUUUUUCAUUAUUAGGUUUAGAGUAUAAAAAUUGAGUCAAAGGGCACUUUUUAUAUCAGGAAAAUGUCAGGUAACAGUCAUUGUCAACAAAAAUGAUGGUGCAUUUACUUUAUGGUAGUCUUUACCAUAUGUGGAGAAAAAAACAUGAAAACGGUUGUUGUAAGAGGUACAUUUAUUGUAACAACUCUAGUCACAACUGUUCAAACAUAGCUGUAUCAAUGUUUUUAAAACAAUUUCAGGUUGUUUGCUAAAACGUGUCUUCACUGUCAAGCAGAUCUGAUCAAAAAGAGGUAUUUCGCCUUGAAAUUAAAAACCUUUCUGAUUUCUUCACCUUCAA